Molecule: messenger RNA, 899 nt
Organism: Phyllostomus discolor (pale spear-nosed bat)
Lineage: Eukaryota; Metazoa; Chordata; Mammalia; Chiroptera; Phyllostomidae
Gene: CTRL
Product: chymotrypsin like
Exons: 7
Coding region: 89-883 (264 amino acids)
Biological process (GO): proteolysis
Molecular function (GO): serine-type endopeptidase activity
Source: RefSeq, a predicted model, not a curated record
GCUGGUCUGGCCUCAUGCCUGGGACGUUAGCCCAAGGACGAGGAGACCUAUAAAGCUAGGCCCGGUUCUCAGUCUCACACCUGCCACAAUGAUGCUGCUCAGCCUGACCCUCACUGUGAUCCUGCUUGGCUCCUCCUGGGGCUGCGGCAUUCCUGCCAUCAAACCGGCACUGAACUUCAACCAGAGAAUUGUCAACGGGGAAAACGCAGUGCCAGGCUCCUGGCCCUGGCAGGUGUCCCUGCAGGACAGUAGCGGCUUCCACUUCUGUGGUGGUUCCCUCAUUAGCCAGUCCUGGGUGGUCACUGCUGCCCACUGCAAUGUCGUCCCUGGCCGUCACUUUGUCGUCCUGGGCGAGUAUGACAGGUCAUCCAACGCCGAGCCUGUGCAGGUUCUGUCCAUCUCGCGGGCCAUCACGCAUCCGUACUGGAACCCCAACACCUUCAACAAUGACGUGACACUACUGAAGCUCGCCUCCCCAGCCAAGUACACAACACGGAUCUCCCCGGUUUGUCUGGCUUCCUCGAAUGAGGCGCUGCCCUCAGGCCUCACCUGUGUCACCACUGGCUGGGGCCGCCUCAGCGGCAUAGGCAAUGUGACUCCAGCACGCCUACAGCAGGUGGCCCUGCCCCUGGUCACUGUGCAACAGUGCCGGCAGUAUUGGGGCUCACGUGUCACCGAUGUCAUGAUCUGUGCUGGUGGCUCAGGGGCCUCCUCAUGUCAGGGUGACUCUGGAGGACCCCUUGUCUGCCAGAAGGGAAAUGUGUGGGUACUGAUAGGCAUUGUCUCCUGGGGCACCAGCAACUGCAAUGUGCGAGCACCUGCCAUGUACACUCGGGUUAGCAAGUUCAGCACCUGGAUCAACCAGGUCACAGCCCAAGGCUGAGCCUACCCACAGGCCC